Messenger RNA from Arabis nemorensis, 1308 nucleotides. The record is from the annotation of a GenBank genome assembly. Lineage: Eukaryota; Viridiplantae; Streptophyta; Magnoliopsida; Brassicales; Brassicaceae.
AUGUCGAGAACGAAGAUUUGUGUUGGAUGUGUUGAGGAGAAUAAAGAGUGUGAAUGUGAGCACGAAAACUCGGUUAAAGAGUUGGGUUUGGAAUUGGAUCAUACGACUUGUGAGAAUAGUUCAUGUCUUCAUUCUGUUAUCAACAUGGUUGGUAUGCUCAUUGGACUAGGCCAACUAUCAAUGCCGUACGCGGUGGAAAACGGUGGAUGGAUCUCAAUCUUCCUCCUUAUAUCCAUCGGAGUCCUCACCACUUACACUUCCCACAUCCUCGGAAACUGUCUCCGCCGCAACCCCAAAUCCAAAUCCUACUCCGACCUCGGCCACUCCGCCUUCGGCCGCCACGGCCGCCUCAUCGUCUCCGUCUUCAUCUACCUCGAAAUCUUCAUGGCUUUAGUCUCUUACACUAUCUCCCUCCACGACAACAUCGCCGCCGCUUUUCCCGCCACUUUUGGCCACCGCAACGGCGGUCAUUUCCAUGCCGGGAAGCUCACGGCGGUCGCCGUGGCUAUCGCCUUGCCGAGCCUGUGGAUUAGGGAUUUGUCUUCCAUGUCGUUUCUUUCUUCCGGUGGGAUUCUUAUGUCGGCGAUUAUAUUUGGAUCGGUGGUUUACACGGCCGUGUUUGGAGGCGUUCUUGGCGACGGGAGGAUACCGGUGCUCCGGUUAGGGAAUAUUCCGAGGGUAUCGGGAAUCUAUUUGUUCGGUUUCGGUGGACACAUCGUAUUUCCUAAUCUCUACACUUCCAUGAAGGAUCCCUCCAAAUUUACAAAGGUAUCGAUCGUAAGCUUUGCUAUGGUGACGGCUCUAUACACAGCACUAGCCAUCACAGGCGCGAAGAUGUUCGGACCAAGCGUAAAUUCCCAAAUUACCCUCAGUCUUCCGAAACAUUUACUAGUAACCAAGAUCGCUCUUUGGGCCACAGUUCUAACCCCAAUGACCAAGUAUGCCUUAGAGUUCGCUCCUCUAGCCAUCCAGCUCGAACGUAGCCUUCCUUCGACCAUGACUGAUCGCACCAAGCUCGUGGCUCGUGGUUUUGUGGGCUCCGCUCUGUUACUAGUCAUUCUCGCACUGGCUUUAACCGUACCGUACUUCGGUUAUGUUUUGAGCCUCACUGGCUCGUUGGUUAGUGUUACGAUCGCUGUGACAUUACCGUCUGCUUUCUACUUGAAGAUCUGCUGGGAGGGGAUGUCGAAGUUCACAAGAGUCGCGAAUCUCGGUUUUGUUGUUUUCGGGUGUGUUCUUGGAGUUUUGGGAUCGUUAGAUUCAUCAAAAAUGCUUGCAAAAGAGCUCAUUCGCGUUCAUGGAGGUUGA